CGCGGGCCUCGCGUGAUGGCUGCGGACCCCGAGGCGGCCGGGCGGCGGGAGCGGGAGUGGGGCGGGGCGCGUCUCUUCACGUGGGAGGAGGUGGCGCGGAGCGCGGGGCGCGGGGAGCGCUGGCUGGUGAUCGAGCGCAAGGUGUACGAUGUCGGCGACUUCGCCCGGCGCCACCCCGGCGGCUCGCGGGUCCUCAGGCACUACGCGGGCCAGGACGCCACGGACCCCUUCCUGGCGUUCCACAUCAACAAGGGCCUGGUGCGGAAGUACAUGAACUCCCUCCUGAUAGGGGAGCUGUCCCCGGAGCAGCCCAGCGUUGAGCCCAGCAAGAAUAUGGAGCUGACCUAUGAGUUCCGGGAGCUUCGGGCUGCGGUGGGGCGGAUGGGGCUCAUGAGGACCAACCACCUGUUCUUCCUGCUGCACCUGCUGCACAUCCUGCUGCUCGACGGGGCCGCCUGGCUCACCCUUCACAUCCUGGGGACAUCCUUGCUGCCCUUCCUCCUCUGCGCCGUGCUCCUCAGCGUGGUCCAGGCUCAGGCCGGCUGGCUGCAGCACGACUUCGGGCACCUGUCGGUCUUCGGCACCUCCACGAUGAACCACCUGCUGCACCACUUUGUGAUUGGCCACCUGAAGGGGGCACCUGCCAGUUGGUGGAACCACAUGCACUUCCAGCACCACGCCAAGCCCAACUGCUUCCGCAAAGACCCAGACAUCAACAUGCACCCCCUCUUCUUCGCCUUGGGGAAGGUCCUCUCGGUGGAGCUUGGGAAGCAGAAGAAAAAGUACAUGCCGUACAACCACCAGCACAGAUACUUCUUCCUGAUCGGGCCGCCGGCCUUGCUGCCACUCUACUUCCAGUGGUACAUCUUCUACUUUGUCAUCCAGCGGAAGAAGUGGGUGGACCUGGCCUGGAUGCUCACCUUCUACCUGCGCCUCUUCCUCACCUACGUGCCGCUGCUGGGGCUCAGGGGCUUCCUGGGCCUGUUCUUCAUUGUCAGGUUCCUAGAGAGCAACUGGUUCGUGUGGGUGACACAGAUGAACCACAUCCCCAUGCACAUCGACCACGACCGCAACGUGGACUGGGUCUCCACUCAGCUCCAGGCCACCUGCAACGUGGAGCAGUCCUUCUUCAACGACUGGUUCAGCGGGCACCUCAACUUCCAGAUCGAGCACCACCUCUUCCCCACGAUGCCCCGACACAACUAUCACAAGGCAGCGCCACUGGUGCGGUCCCUGUGCGCCAAGCACGGCAUCGAGUACCAGUCCAAGCCCCUGCUCUCCGCCUUCGCCGACAUCGUGCACUCGCUGAAGGAGUCGGGGCAGCUGUGGCUGGACGCCUACCUUCACCAGUAGCUGCCGCCGCUCCCCUGCCCCAUCCGGACGAGGAAGGGACGACUCGGCCAAAGUGGGGAGCUCGAGGGAUGUGCCACUGUGACUCGGUGUCCGGCAGGGGCGCGUUGGGGGCCACAGGCGGGAGUGGGAGUCUGUGUUGCUUCCUUUCUGCUUCAGCAAAUGCAGGUGGAUGAUGAGUAGAGGGGACCACGGAGGGUCGGAGAGGGGGACCCCUGGCCCUUGUGCCCCUCCGGCAGACCCCAGGGCUGUGGCGGCUGAUAGCUCAGGACGGAAGCAGUUGCCUCCCACCUGGGCGCUCAGCUCCACAGGGCCACCUGCCUGCCUGCCGCUUUCCAGAGUGCACAGCGGGGCACAGGCCUGGACUGUCCUCUUGGAGACCUGGCCACAUGAUGCUGGCACUUCUGGUGUCAGCCUCGUGAUACGCCAAUCAGGUGGGAGCCCGGGUCGGGGUGUCACUGGCACUGGAACCCCAUCUUCUCUCUGACCACCGCAGGAGCGCAGGACUCACUUCCUGCUCCACUGGCCAGUGAGCAGACAGGGCGACUGGGUCUGUCUCCCUCCCUGCAAAGAAACGGGGCUCCCAGCGGCUCCCCUCUGCUUCCCACCUUGUGACUCCAAGUUGUAAGCGGUGACCGGAGCGUGUGAGGUGUCAGCACCAGGAUACAGACACAGGAAGUGACGCCAUGGCGUCAUCCCUGGGGAGCAGAGUCCAUAAGCCGCGCGUAGUCUGAUCCGAAGCAGGAGGGAACAAGUGCAGGUGUUUGUGGCCGUCACUGCGUCGCCUGUUGGCUCUUGUUCCAGUGUCUGAUUCUUGUGGAAACCAGAUGGAAAUUUAGAGUAACUUCUUAAAAACAUACUAACACUGAAAGUCAGUUUUUAAAUCUGAUUUGCAAAAGAGGAAAAAAAAAACCAGUUGAACUCAUCAUUCCAGAAAGGGGCCCGAAUACACCCAAGGGGUCUCCCUGAACCCUGAAGGUGGCCAUCCUGCAUUCGCCCCUUCCUGCCUGGCUGCAGCCUUCUGGUCCAGCCUGGAAGGCAGAAGCAGGGCCCAAGUUGGCUGGGGCUGGUGGCCAGCGGAAGCAGGGUGGUAGGUGAGGCUGUGCCCAGGCUGUGUGACCCUGAUCUUUGUCUAAACCUGGAGAGGCCCUGGCGUGCUCAGGCUUCCCAUGAUGCCCCAGCUGGAGACCCUGCUCGAGGAUGGCUGAGGGGAGCGCUGCCUGGCGCCUGCUCCUCCAGGUGCUGCGCUGACCCCUUCCUGUCCCUGCCGGCCAGCGUGCACAUGGCAUCCCCGGCCUAGGGCGCCAGCUGGCCCUGGCCCCGGGCCACCGGUCUGCACUAACACCAGUGGGGGCCAAGGCCUUGUGACCUUAGCCCUAAAGCAUGGUCCCAUGUGGCCAGGAGGGAGCAGCCACAGUCACCCUGUAAAGCGAGGGACUCAGGAGAUGCUCAGUCGGAAGCUGCCUGCCGGCACAGGGAUCGAGGCGGAGCCCUGCAGCUGUUCUCCAGCUCUGGCUGCCAUGUUUCUCCUUUCUUCUCCACCUCCAGGCCUGGGCGUCUCCUCUGACGGGCCCAGGUCAGGCUCCGUCAUGUGCGCCAACCUUGUUACCACAUCCUGAUGGUGUAAAGCUCAAAAGUAAAGUUGUGACCAAGUGA
Messenger RNA from Heterocephalus glaber (naked mole-rat), 3006 nucleotides. RefSeq names its product fatty acid desaturase 1 (gene Fads1). Gene Ontology annotation, biological process: lipid metabolic process. Gene Ontology annotation, cellular component: membrane. Lineage: Eukaryota; Metazoa; Chordata; Mammalia; Rodentia; Bathyergidae. Gene Ontology annotation, molecular function: oxidoreductase activity, acting on paired donors, with oxidation of a pair of donors resulting in the reduction of molecular oxygen to two molecules of water. The record is from RefSeq and is a predicted model, not a curated record.